AAAGAACGAGCAGGCGGGUCCUCGAGAUUCGGCCCGAGAGACAGAAUCCAAAAGGCCAGGUGUCAGCAGCUGCGUGCCUUAACCGAAGUGGUAUGAGUGAGGUGGUUUUUGAUGAUGAAGUCUUUUACGAGUCGUUGAAGCCAAAUCUUAUACCGCUCAUCAUUCACCGCACAAAAUGGCGUCGCCAUCUGAUUGUAAAGCUACCAUUAUCGACGGCAAAGCUAUCGCUCAGACGAUCAGAUCUGAAAUUGCCGACGAGGUCCGUCAUCUCUCCCAGAAAUACGGCAAGGUGCCAGGCCUAGCUGUUGUAAUUGUUGGGAACAGGAAAGAUUCUCAAAGCUAUGUGGGAAUGAAGAGAAAAGCCUGUGCUGAAGUUGGGAUUAGAUCUUUUGAUGUGAAUCUCCCUGAAGAAGUACCUGAAUCCGAUUUGAUCAGCAAAGUUCACGAGCUCAAUGCAAAUCCUGAUGUACAUGGCAUAUUGGUUCAGCUUCCUUUACCAAAGCACAUAAAUGAAGAGAAAGUUUUGGGUGAAAUCAGUCUUGAAAAAGAUGUAGAUGGUUUUCACCCUUUGAAUAUCGGCAAACUUGCGAUGAAAGGCCGAGAACCCCUUUUCCAACCUUGUACUCCCAAGGGGUGUCUUGAACUGCUAUCUCGAAGUGGUGUAAGUGUAAAGGGAAAAAAUGCUGUUGUUGUGGGUCGAAGUAACAUAGUUGGGUUGCCAGUUUCCUUGCUGCUUCUCAAGGCUGAUGCUACUGUUAGCAUUGUUCAUUCACGUACACCGGAUCCCGAAAGGCUAGUUCGUGAAGCUGACAUUGUUAUAGCUGCAGCAGGACAAGCUAUGAUGAUCAAAGGCAGUUGGAUCAAACCUGGUGCUGCGGUUAUUGAUGUUGGAACCAAUGCUGUUGAUGACCCAACUAAGAAAUCAGGAUACAGGUUAGUGGGAGACGUGGAUUUUGAAGCAGCAUGUAGGGUUGCUGGAUGGAUAACACCUGUUCCUGGUGGCGUUGGCCCGAUGACAGUUGCAAUGCUGCUCCGGAAUACCUUAGAUGGUGUGAAGCGUGUGAUUGAGCAAUGAGGUAUCUCAUUUCCAUCACUCGUUUACUUCAUAAUAAAAUUUGCUUAAGUUUAACCUCUGAGUUGCAUCUCUGACUUCAAAAAAAAAAAAAAGGUCUUUUUUUUUUGAAGUGUAAGGUAUCAUUGCCUCCCUCCCAUACUCAAAAAGCGUAAUAGAAAUCAAUUUCAGAAAACUUUACAGAGCUGUUUUAGGACUUGGGAUUUUGUCUGUUGCAUGUUUAAACAUGUUCACCUUUUCUUUCCAUGAAGGUUCCAAAUAUGCUGUCAGUUUCUGUAUUUAAGAAUAAGUUAAUUAAAUUUUCUUACCUUUUCGAUUUAAAA
Gossypium arboreum is the source of this 1395-nucleotide messenger RNA. RefSeq names its product bifunctional protein FolD 2. Lineage: Eukaryota; Viridiplantae; Streptophyta; Magnoliopsida; Malvales; Malvaceae. Gene Ontology annotation, molecular function: methylenetetrahydrofolate dehydrogenase (NADP+) activity; methenyltetrahydrofolate cyclohydrolase activity. The record is from RefSeq and is a predicted model, not a curated record. Gene Ontology annotation, biological process: tetrahydrofolate interconversion. The transcript has 5 exons. The coding region runs from base 176 to 1075 and encodes 299 amino acids. Gene Ontology annotation, cellular component: cytosol.